AUGGGUCCUACCCAGGAUGGAAAAGCAGAGCGUAUGCUCGGUGACCUGCGUCUUCGACAUGAGGAAACGAAUGAUAUUAUACUCAUUCCUAAGCCAUCAAAUGACCCAAAUGACCCCCUGAAUUGGUCUCGUCCAUUCCGAUACUACAUCGCCAUUGUGGUUUGUCUGGCUGUCUUCUUCUGCAACUUCCUCGCUGCCGGACCCACAGUUGCUAUUGUAGAAACGACCAUUGACUUUACCGGCCCUAUGGGACCGGAUUUCUCCGCUCAUAUAUCCAAAAUUGCCUUCUUUUAUAGUACUACCUCGCUUUGUCAAGGUCUAGGAAUGCUAUUAUGGAUGCCGCUGAUCAUCAAGUACGGGCGCCGCCCUAUAUAUGUGUUCUCCUUCAUUCUCUACCUGGGUACUGGUCUCUGGUGCGCGUUUGGGCGCGACUACGGCGUCGAGCUGGCGGGGCGCAUCGUGAUGGGGUUUGCUGCGGGGGCGGGGGAAUGCCUGGGCCCUCUUACCAUCGCGGAUUUGUUCUUUCUACAUGAACGUGGAGCGAUUAUGGCAAUGUAUACGGCAGCUCUGUCCAUGGGAGUUGCCGCAGGAAUCAUCAUCGAUGGGCUGAUCACCAUCUCCCAUGACUGGCGCUACAUCUACUACGUUGCGUCUGCGCUGAUCGGAGGCGUUACCCUCUUGGUCUUCUUCACCUUUCCGGAGACAAUGUUUGAUCGGCGCGUUGCGUUCCAAGCGGAGCAGGUUACGGUGAAUCAACCAAGAAACCCGGGUAUCUCAGAUACCGCUAAGACCUCAUCAGAGCACAGCGAGUUGGGUCAAGGGCAAUUCCGGGUACUGCCAAAGAAGCAGGGCUAUCUCCAGUCAUUGGCUAUUUUCAGUGGUGUCCAUACCUCUGAAUCACUGUUCCGGGUGUUUAUUAGACCCAUUAUUCUUAUUGGUCUUCCCUCGGUUCUAUGGACCUCACUUGUCUUUGCUGUCACGAUCGGAUUCCUAGUCGCGAUUACCUCGAACUUUGCAACUGCUUUCUCACAGACAUAUGGGUUCUCAGCUUGGCAGUCCGGCCUUUGCUUUAUCUCUAGCAUGAUUGGGUCCUUCGUGGGCAUUGCCUUUGGAGGCCAUUUGUCCGAUUGGCUUGCAGACUGGUUCACCCGUCGCAAUGGCGGUAUUCGCGAACCAGAAAUGCGUUUGCCUGCCAUCGCAAUCGGAGGUUUAUGUGCUCCCGUCUCCCUCAUAUUGUACGGGGUGGGAAUUCAAUGCAAGACCCAUUGGAUGCUCCCCACCGUCGGCCUGGGUUUGCUGAAUUUCGCCAUCGUUCAGGUGACUAACGUGACAAUGGUGUACGUGAUUGAUAGCUAUCGACCCGCCGUAGGUGAAGUCACAGUCUCUAUUUUGGCAUUCAAGGCCGCUUUCGGAUUCCUUCUUUCGUUCUAUACGAACCCGUGGAUUGACCUUGAGGGCUAUAUCGCGGCCUUCGGAGAGAUGGCUUGUAUUUCCGGGGUCGUCAUUUUGUUUUCUAUCCCAUUCUACUUCUGGGGCAAGCCCUUGCGAUAUCUAACGUGGAAGUGGCGGUUGAUGGAAAAAUAUGCGCACUGGGAUAUGGACCGGGAUGUAGGAGAGUACGACAUGUAA
Messenger RNA from Aspergillus ochraceoroseus IBT 24754, 1629 nucleotides. RefSeq lists its product as uncharacterized. Gene Ontology annotation, biological process: transmembrane transport. Bases 1 to 1629 code for a protein of 542 amino acids. The transcript is spliced from 3 exons. The record is from RefSeq and is a predicted model, not a curated record. Gene Ontology annotation, molecular function: transmembrane transporter activity. Lineage: Eukaryota; Fungi; Ascomycota; Eurotiomycetes; Eurotiales; Aspergillaceae.